Molecule: messenger RNA, 360 nt
Organism: Sesamum indicum (sesame)
Lineage: Eukaryota; Viridiplantae; Streptophyta; Magnoliopsida; Lamiales; Pedaliaceae
Source: RefSeq, a predicted model, not a curated record
AUGGCACGACAAGUGGUUGCUCUAGCCCUCAUCUUCAUCGCCGCCUUCGCCGCGGUGGUUUCUGCCCAGUCACCAAGUGGCUCUCCUUCAUCAUCACCGGCGGCUGCUCCAUCUAAGUCCAGUGCUGCCACCCCAGAUGCAUCACCCGCAUCGUCCCCCACACAGGCCGCCGGCCCUGCUAGCGGUCCCGCCAGCGCUCAAUCAUCUGGCUCUCCCGCACCUGCCACCAGCCCUGAAAGCCCUCAUCUGCACCCGCUAGCACUGAUGCCAGCGCCCCCGCCACUACACCUGCUCCCUCCGCCACCUCACCCAGCCCAAGCGAGACCGCCGCUGACGCACCGAGCGGUGCCGCAUCCUUGA